This is a messenger RNA of Phytophthora sojae, 309 nucleotides long. RefSeq lists its product as hypothetical. Lineage: Eukaryota; Oomycota; Peronosporomycetes; Peronosporales; Peronosporaceae. The transcript has a single exon. The record is from RefSeq and is a predicted model, not a curated record. The annotation marks the transcript as partial.
ACCGUUGUGAUUAAUAAGGACUUUAUGGAGUGGCGAGUGCUGGAUCGGGCGUUUCCAGAUGCCAAAGUCGUCCUAUGUCAGUUCCACGCGCUGACAUACUGGCGCAAGGUUUGUGCAAGAGCAAAGUUCAACCUGAGCAUGAACCAACGGGACGCCAUGGAAAUCUGCAUUCGCAAAUCUAAUUUACUGAUUAGUUGGAUGUUGCUAUGGGAUUUCUUGAAUUAUGUUGCUGACUGUGUUUCUCUUUAUGUUGUUCUGUGUGUUGCUUGUCCUGUGUUGCUACGUGUGUUGCUUGGAUUUGCCAUAUAG